Molecule: messenger RNA, 2286 nt
Organism: Dermacentor albipictus
Lineage: Eukaryota; Metazoa; Arthropoda; Arachnida; Ixodida; Ixodidae
Biological process (GO): regulation of transcription by RNA polymerase II
Cellular component (GO): transcription regulator complex
Molecular function (GO): transcription coregulator activity
Source: RefSeq, a predicted model, not a curated record
ACGUUUGCAUCUUGUUUACAACAUGGCUGCCCGGUAAGGGUGAUGCAGAACGGGAGCUCUCUCCGUUCUGCUUGUAGAAGCGACGUUUUAGCGUUUAGGUUAACUUAUCAGCAUUAAGGGAACAGCAAAACAACCGUUCAAGGAUGCCGGCACUAAUCGAACGACCAAAGAUGAGCCUGCAGAUGUGGGCGGCUUUGAAGAGCCACAUUAUGCGCGAAAGGGAAAGGAAGAAGCAAGAGCAAGAAGCUGACGAAGCAAUCGAACGACUGCGUCGAGAACAGGAAUUGAAGCGCAAACAGGACGCCAUGACGUUGGAGGAGAUAAAAGAUCAGGUCACGCAGUCAGAGAAGAAGCUCAAAGAGCUGAAGGACGAGAAGCAUCAGCUUUUCAUGCAACUCAAGAAAGUACUCCACGAAGAUGACACUCGUCGCCGUGCGCUAGACAAAGAGGCCAGCGAAGUGGCCGCAGCCCAAGCUGCUGCGGCCAGUCAGGCCUACGCUAACCACCAGGCUCUCGGCAUCGUGGGCGGAGCAGGCCAAGCCCAGCCGCUCUACAUCCAAAGCCUAGGCCGCACACCUGUCCUGUACAAGAUGACAAGCCCGCAAUCUGGCAAUACCAUCAGGACCCACUCAAGCUCGCUGAAGCGGCCUCACUCACCUUCGCCGCCCCUUUCGUCACACUCCCAGACUGGUUACCAGGCUCCCCAGUUUACGUACAAGGCACAGGUCACUGCAUAUGGCUCCAAGCUUGUCCCAUAUCCGACAGUCGUAACCUCAGGAGCACAGCAAACUCCAGUCUACUAUGCGGCUCACCACAUCCUUUCGGGUGGCGAGACAAGCGCGUCGCCUAUCUACAAUGCAACCACGUAUGCACCGCAGUUCACCACCCAUUCCUCAACAGCAACGGAACUUGCCUUGAAACAGCAUGGAGUUGUAACACCAACCUCAGCUUCAUCAUCACAGGGGCAAGGUUACACACACAUCUCACAGCAGGCUUUCCAAAAGCACCUGGAACACGGCAGCAGCAAGGGAGCUGCAUCGUCAUCUACCAGCACCUACAGCGAUGACAAGUUUUACGUCCAGACGAAUGUGAUCCCUCGAGCUUCACUCUCUGGGUCACUUGUGACAGGGCAGCCGGUUGUGCCGGUGUCACGCCAAGUGAACGGUACAUUUGCGGGGCAGGGUGUUCAGCGUCACCAGUACACUAGUCAGUCGGGAACACGGUUUUACUGAAGCCACCAAAGCACACAGUUUGUUGUCCUUUUGUUUUGUUUUGGUUUCUUUUUCUUAAUUACUUUGGUUGUUUGUUUUCUUUCUUGCUUGCUUGCUUUUUUUCUUUUUUUUAACAACCAGGCUUUAGAAUGUCUGCUUUAUUCCAUGCUGUUUUCUAGCUGGCUAUUGCAGCAUCAAGUCAUACAGAACCGGCAUUUUCUCCUUUUUUUUCUUUUCCUUUUUUUUUUUAAUCCAAGAGAAGUAAUUUAUGGUAUGGAUUAUUGAAAACUGUUCUGAAAAAUUGUAGUCGCGUGCGUGAUGCACAUGUUGGCAAUCCAUUCACUCGUUCUUGUUUCCGGUGAUGUGUCACAAGAGCCAUGCUAAUGUUGAGUGCCAUAUGAAUGGUUUUGCAUAAUCUCGUUAUUUUCAAUUUGCAAUCAUUAACUAUUCAUUCCAUGCAGCACCCUUCAUGUAACAGCAUUGGUCAGCAUAGAGAGCUUUCAGUUAAUACACAUCGCUGUAUGUAAGCGACAUGUGGAGUGAGCUUCUAUUAUGAAUUCUCAAGCAUCAGAAUCUGAUUCUGCAGUUCACAUGGCUUGAGGUGAAUGGUUAUGCUUACUGUUUCCAAAAUGCUCCUUGUGACGGCAUGAAUGAAGUAUGGCGCAGCAGUUAAUUUAUGAGUGAAGUCAUUGUGCAUCCUGUCAUUUUGCACUGCUGAAGAAAUGCCCUAAGAUCUUUUUUUACAAUAUCAAAGUUAUCCACACCAUCGAUAUUGAGGACUCAACAUCCUUGACACUCAACAACUUGACAAGGACAUACUUAGAUAACUAACGAGAACAGUUUUGUCAUCAGUAUCAAGGACCUCUUAUGAUUGUCACUGAGCACAUUGUUGUAACAUUCAUCUUGCCAUGACAAGGUGAUUGAAACCAUUUGUGUUGAUCUCAUAUAAUGACGUCAGCAAUAGCCUUGUUUUCUUUUUCUUUUUUUCCCAUGUGUGCUGAUGAUUUGCUUCACAUGCAAUAAAAAGCAAACAUCGCACUGAAGCUAUAAACAGCUUUCCAGCAAUUUCAGCUAA